Oncorhynchus nerka (sockeye salmon) is the source of this 2763-nucleotide messenger RNA. RefSeq names its product angiopoietin-2-like. The coding region runs from base 335 to 1822 and encodes 495 amino acids. The record is from RefSeq and is a predicted model, not a curated record. The transcript is spliced from 9 exons. Gene Ontology annotation, molecular function: receptor tyrosine kinase binding. Gene Ontology annotation, biological process: Tie signaling pathway. NCBI's taxonomy places the organism in Eukaryota, Metazoa, Chordata, Actinopteri, Salmoniformes, Salmonidae.
UACAGGGAUAUAGUGGGAGGGGCCUUGCCAUUACUCACAUAGCUAGUAACCAGAGGGCCAACUGCAGCUGAAAUCAAGAGGCUGGAGGCUUAGUGAAAAAGGGGGAAACGUGCAGUCUAGGAAUGACACCAUCUACCCGGCAUACCCACUGACUGUAUCCCCUCCUCCUGCCUAUAAAAGAACCUGCAGAAUUGGACUGUAUGCACUUCGAUAUUCCAGAGGAUAGCAAUACAACUAUAUUUAACCUCGAAAAACAUUCAACUGAAAAGGCAGUGACCCAAAAGGAGAGCUUGGGUAACAUUUUUACAAAACAUUUUUGUUUUAAUUCUUAUAAAUGUUUUAUGUUGGCUUACUGGUGGUCUUGAGUAGCUGCCUGGCCCUGGGGGCAGGCUACAGGAAAACUCCAGACCCAACAGCUGCUAAGAGACAGUACCAGAUCCAAAAUGGCCCGUGCAGCUACACCUUCCUGCUGCCUGAGCAGGACAACUGCAAGACCCCAAGCAGCACCUACACCAACCUGGUCCAGAAGGACGAUCCGGCAGAGUAUGAUGAGUCGGUCCAGAGGCUAGAGCAGCUGGAGAACAUCAUUGAGAACAACACACAGUGGCUCCUCAAGCUGGAGAACUACAUACAGGAAAACAUGAAACAAGAGAUGUUCCAGAUCCAGCAGAAUGCAGUGCACAACCACACGGCAGCCAUGAUAGAGUUCGGAACCAACCUGCUGAGUCAGACUGUUGAACAAACACGGAAGCUGACCAACGUAGAGGCGCAGGUAAUAAAUCAUACAACUCGGCUCGAACGUCAGCUUCUUGAGAACUCUCUAUCAACGAGUAAGUUGGAAAAACAGCUCAUUUUCCAAACAAAUGAAAUAACCAAGCUGAAUGACAAAAACAGCUACCUGGAGAAGAGGGUGGGGGAGAUGGAGGAGCAGAGGCAGGUGGAGCUGAAGACGCUGAAGGAGGAGAAGGAGCAGCUCUCUGCACUGGUACUGAGACAGACGGCUGUCAUCGAGGAGCUGGAACAACAGCUGUUGCGGGCCACCACCAACAACUCUGCCCUGCAGCGGCAGCAACAGGAGCUGCUUGAGACCGUCAACAACCUCAUCAACACAAUCUCUAUCCCCACAGGUGGAGGGAACAAGCCUACCAUGAUGCAGGACACACCAACCACAUACCCAGACUGUGCUGCUGUCUACAAGUCAGGAAACACAGACAGUGGAGUCUACUCACUGACCCUUUCCAACACUACACAGGAGAUUAAGGCUUACUGUGACAUGGAGACAGAGGGGGGUGGAUGGACGGUACUACAAAAACGAUUUGAUGGCCGUGUUGACUUUCACCGUACGUGGAAAGAGUACAAAAUGGGCUUUGGAAACCCUUCAGGUGAAUACUGGUUGGGAAAUGAGUUUGUUUCGAUACUGACCAAUCAGCACCCAUACGUCUUGAGGAUACAGAUGAUGGAUUGGGAGGAAAACGCAGGAUUCUCACUAUAUGACCAGUUCUCUCUAGGCAGUGAAGCAGAAAACUACAGAAUACACCUUAAAGGCUACAGUGGCACAGCAGGCAAAAUUAGUAGCCUUGGUCAGCCGGGAAGUGAUUUCAGCACAAAAGAUGCAGACAACGACAAAUGUGUUUGCAAAUGCUCACAACUGACAACAGGAGGCUGGUGGUUUGACGCCUGCGGCCCCUCCAACUUGAACGGAAUAUUUUUCCAGCAGGGCCAGAACUCAAAUCGAUUCAAUGGAAUCAAAUGGUACUACUGGAAAGGCUCAGGCUACUCACUGAAGUCCACCACAAUGAUGAUCAGACCAGUAGACUUCUGAGGCUGUGACAGAGACAUGCCUCUCACGGACAUGUAUAGAAUGGAGAGCAGAGCUCUGUCACUCUGGGAAACAACUACACAGACAAGACAGACAAACAAAAAGACCAAACAGACCGAAGUGCUCCAUAACAGCAACCUCAUCACUUCCGAACACUCCACAAGGGAAGGAACAAUUAGCUUUGCUCCAACAAGUCUUUUAAUUUAAUUUUUUAAAACUUUUGUACAAAAUGGACAGGUGAAGACUAGCAGAAAAGUCUAUGAACUAUCUAUACUAAAUAUAUGGGCUUUGGACUGCAUAACCAACCAGGACAAGGCAGUCAAAAGAUGACGCGUUGGAAAUCUUGUAUUUAUAGCAAACUGGAACUGUGGUAGAGAUAACAGUAUUGUUUUCUAUUAAUAAGCAUUACUAGGGGAAAUGUCAGUGUGUAACACAUUGCAAGGUUGACAAAGUUAAUUUUGUAAUAACGAUAUUUCACCCCAUUAACAUUUGAUACAAUGAAUUGGAAAAUAAGUUACAUUUAUAAUGUAAAAUAAAAAUGUAACAAUAGCCCUAAUUUUAAAAGCAAAGAAAACUAGGGUACAAAGCACAAUACUUCAUACAUAUCAAAUAUGAACAUCAUGCAAAAAGGCAAUCUGUAAUGAAUCUACGGCUUUUCUUCCUUACAGGAAUUGUACAUACUCCGUGUCUUCAGAAAGUACUCAUACCUCCCUGGUCUUUGUGGUUGAAUGUGUUUGAAAUUCACUGCUCAACUGAGUGUCCUUACAGAUAAUUGUAUGAAUGGGGUACAGAGAUGAUAGUCAUUAAAAAAAUCAUGUUAAAACACUAUUAUUGCAACUUAUGUGACUUGUUAAGCACAUUUUUACUUCUGAACUUAUUUAGGCUUGCCAUAACAACGGGAUUGAAUACUUAUUGACAAGACAUUUCCGCUUUUCAUUUCUAAU